This is a messenger RNA of Vicia faba (fava bean), 471 nucleotides long. Lineage: Eukaryota; Viridiplantae; Streptophyta; Magnoliopsida; Fabales; Fabaceae. The record is from the annotation of a GenBank genome assembly.
AUGUCUGAUUCUUCCACUACCGCCGUUACAUCGCCGUUACCAACUCUUCGCCGCCAUAACUCCAUAACGGCCACAACACCCAACAAAUUCCACCGUUCAGCAAACAAGCCACCCCUCCGGACAACAAGCUUAGAUUUGGAGCUUCUCUUACUCAAAUCUCCUUACACUUCAUACACAUCACUCAGAGACAUGCUUCCUUCUCCUCACGCUGCCGUCAAUUCUCCGACAACCUCAUCCGCCACCAUCAACUCCGGCUACGAGAUACCAAUCCGCAACCAUCUCGUUAAACAAGCUGCCUGGGCUUAUCUUCGGCCCAUGUCAUCUUUUCCAACAAACUCCUCCACACCUAAUUUCCUCAGCCGCCUCUCCUCCGUCAAUUCAAUAACAUCUUGUUUUAGUUCAAUGAUUUCGGGUUUUACCAGAAUUUUUCAUCAAAUACUCCAAGCUUUCAAUGGCCAAGUAAGAGCAUAA